CCAAGUUCCACUCCCAAACCCCCUCGAUUCGUCCAUCCCUCGCACGCGCUGGCCGCCCGCCCCCCAUCUCCACUUCUCCUCGCCGCUCUCCUGAAUCCUUCGCCCGAAAGCCUCCGACCGCAGAACCUUAGCGUUGCCGUCCACCUCCAUGGAAUCGAAGCCUCACGCGCCGGCGUCUGGGCUGGCAACGCCGCGGUUCAGGCUGGGUAAACAGUCGUCGCUGGCGCCCGAGCGCGGCGGCGAGGGCGGUGGUGCGGGGUCGGCAGAUGGGUCGGCCGAGGCGAACGGCGUCAUGAGCUUCCAGCUCAUGUACCUGGCCCACGAGGGCAGCGCGGAGGGGAUCCGCGAGCUCCUCGACGGCGGCGUCGACCCCAAUUUCCGCGACUCCGACGGCCGCACGGCGCUGCACAUCGCCGCCUGCGAGGGCCACGCCGAGGUCGUCGAGCUGCUGCUUCAGAGCGGCGCGGAGGCCGCCGUGGAGGACCAGUGGGGCAGCACGCCUUUGGCGGAUGCAAUGCAUUAUCAGAAUCAUGAUGUGAUCAAGAUCUUUGAGAAGCAUGGCUCCAAGCAUAAGAUUGCUCCGAUGCAUGUGAACAAUGUUCGUGAAGUUCCUGAAUAUGAGAUUGACCCGGCUGAGCUUGAUUUCAGUAAUGGCAAUGAUUUAUCCAAGGGCACAUUUAGAAAAGCAACAUGGAGGGGCAUUCCGGUUGCUGUUAAGAAGCUGGACGAUGAUCUAAUUGCGGACGGCAGCAAAGUGCAGGCAUUCAGAGACGAGCUUGAUGUGCUGCAACUUAUACGUCAUCCAAAUGUUGUGCAAUUUUUGGGCGCUGUGACACAAAGCAAUCCAAUGAUGAUUGUCAUGGAAUUUAUGCGCAAGGGUGACUUGCGCACUCACUUGAGUAAGAAAGGAGCUCUGCCACCAUCAUAUGCUGUGAAGUUAGCUCUUGAUAUUGCAAGAGGAAUGAAUUACUUGCAUGAGCAUAAACCUCAGGCUAUCAUCCAUCGUGAUCUUGAACCUUCUAACAUAUUGAGGGAUGACACUGGACAUCUGAAGGUGGCAGAUUUUGAUCUAUGUAAGAUGCUAAAAUGGAGAAGAAAAGUUAGAGAAGAUAAAGCAGUCACUUCUCCAGGCAAUGCUUGUAAAUAUGUGGCUCCAGAAGUCCUGCGAAAUGAAGAGUAUGAUACCAAAGUGGAUGUCUUCUCAUUCGCUCUGAUACUUCAGGAGAUGAUUGAAGGAUGCCUUCCUUAUUAUGAUAAGAAAAAUGAUGAAAUUGAGAAGGCACAUAAUUCUAAAGAAAGGCCUCCUUUUCGAGCUCCUCCAAAGCAUUAUGCCCAUGGGUUAAGAGAGUUGAUUGAACAGUGCUGGAGCGAAAAUUCUGCAGACAGGCCUGAUUUUAGAGUAAUUAUCAACCGGCUGUCUGCUAUCCAAAAUGAGAUAGCUCACAGAAACCGUUGGAAGGCGAGACCUCUCAAGUGUUUCCUGAGCAUUGAAGGAAUGUGGAAGAAAGAUCGCAAUGAGGGCAGCACCACCCGUUCAUCACGCUCAUCGCGAUCCUAUUUUUAACCACCAGCACAAGCUAUUGAUUUCAAUCGCAAGAUCAUAUUGGUGAUUGCUAGAAAAUAUACUCAAAUGUAUAUCAUAUUUUCGUUUUCUAAAACUAUGAAAAAAGAUGGUUCUGCAACUGGUUGAUUCUCAGCUGAUCAUAGUUUUGAUUGUAUAUCAGGCAUGCCCCUUGGCCCCAACCCCUGCUUUGGCAUUCCCCUGGGUUGGGACAAUAUGGAUAAUGCCAACUUAAUUAUAUUUAUAUAAUAAUGUGUUUUGAUGU
Messenger RNA from Zea mays, 1826 nucleotides. Its product is annotated as putative integrin-linked protein kinase family protein. The transcript has 12 exons. The record is from RefSeq and is marked provisional. The coding region runs from base 149 to 1564 and encodes 471 amino acids. Gene Ontology annotation, biological process: protein phosphorylation. NCBI's taxonomy places the organism in Eukaryota, Viridiplantae, Streptophyta, Magnoliopsida, Poales, Poaceae. Gene Ontology annotation, molecular function: protein binding; protein serine/threonine kinase activity; ATP binding.